GUCUAAUCGUGUGAUAUGGCAACCGUAUAAGUCGCUUAUAUACAAACAUAAUACGAAAAGUUUCAGCUUGUUCACCUAAAUGAUGAAAUGACACACAUUUUAGUGAACCCAGGAUAUUCACUUAAACACGUCCGAGCCAGGACGGUUGACGAUGAUCUCACCGGACAAAAGUACAAUCAACGCAAGUUGACCGAGAUAGAAAUGAAGAACAUCCGCAGCGAGUCGCGUCUCACAUGGCUGGCAGCAUGGGAAGAUCCUGGCAAACCUGCUGUUAAGAGUGUUCACGACUGGCAUUCGACAUAUUCACGACAGCAUGACUUUAAACAACUCGAUAGACCUACCAAAUCUCGACCAACAUCGCCAACAAGACGAAAUAAUCCACAUCCACCUGGGGUGUUUUUACGCUUGCGUGUUUCCAAAGAAAAAGGAUAUCCUUCAGUACAUCCAAAACCUCCACAGAACCCUUAUGAAGAAAAAUAUGUAUAUGAUAGUGCGCCUGUACCAGACGGCACUAUGUAUUACAGUCUGAAGGACAUCCAACGUUUGAAAAGAGAUGGGCACACAGAGGUUCUAAGGAAAGCCUUAAGGCCAAACAAAGAGUCUAAUUUUAACAGCUUUGGAGUACCUGAACAUGGAAGAGACUUUAGCCCAAGUUCGUCUAGAAGAAACGGUAAUCACAUCGCUAAGAUGACGCCUGAUCAUCCUAGUAAGCCUGCUUUUGUCCCCUCGCUUCAUCGCUGGCUUAAAUGCGCCGGAGUAGAAGAGCGAGAAAAAAUGAAUAACGCCAGGAGAAACGCGUGGUUGCAAGACUCCAAGUUCAAAACUGUUGAUCCUAACCGUUACCUUCUAAGGACAUACGAUUCCACGCCUCAAGUUAAGAUUCAUCGCCCAUACCGAAAAGAGUUCGGUAUUCACCCAGAGCUUUGGACAAAUUGAGCCGACAGAACCAUAAAAGUUCAGUGCAUGUUCAUAUUUUGCUGACAGCGAAUCGAGUUAAAUUGUACUAUAUAAGUUAGAAUAACCCGAUGUGCAUAUAAGGUGUAGACGAUAAGUACUCGGAGUCAUUAGGAUAAAAUCCCAUGCAAGUAAUCGUUCUUUAUUUGACUUUGCCUGUGGCCACGCGAAUAGAAUAUGCCAGUCUGUUGAACGAACAAUUUUCUCUCGGUUUUUUUAAACUUUAUUUAUUGCAGGGGUAAAUCGUCAGUAAAAAAUAAAAUGUCUACACCGAUGACUGCGAUAUCUGGUUUACGCGUAGGUGCAUGCAGCAACCUUUUUUAUCUCUAUAUAGUUUUAAUCAUAAGCAUGGACGUUUGCAUAUUCAGUACAAGUAGUGAAAAGGUGCUAAAAAGGCGCUGAAAAAUUAGCAAAACAUUGGCCUUUAUUAAUUGAUAUAGUUUUUAUAGUUUUCCCGGUAGUCAACUGCACGAGUGAUUUUUUAUUAUAUUUUAUUUAUUAUACUAAUAAAAUGUCAAGU
Molecule: messenger RNA, 1474 nt
Organism: Dendronephthya gigantea
Lineage: Eukaryota; Metazoa; Cnidaria; Anthozoa; Malacalcyonacea; Nephtheidae
Exons: 7
Coding region: 88-936 (282 amino acids)
Source: RefSeq, a predicted model, not a curated record